This is a messenger RNA of Paecilomyces variotii, 3052 nucleotides long. RefSeq names its product PalH/RIM21-domain-containing protein. NCBI's taxonomy places the organism in Eukaryota, Fungi, Ascomycota, Eurotiomycetes, Eurotiales, Thermoascaceae. The record is from RefSeq and is a predicted model, not a curated record. Gene Ontology annotation, biological process: cellular response to pH. The coding region runs from base 292 to 2745 and encodes 817 amino acids. The transcript is spliced from 2 exons. Gene Ontology annotation, cellular component: plasma membrane.
UCCAUCGUCGAAUACCUCUCCUCUCCCUACUGUCUGCUGUAUUAUUAUUAACUUCUUGACGUCGCCAUCUAGCAUAUCGCGCCUCAGACUUGGCACCUUUUCAAGGCCUGGUCGAACGCCCUUCCUCCCUUCUUCCCCAGAGACCCCCGCAUCCCGAUCGAAAGUUCACCAGCGCGAUCAUGCCAGGAUCCUGACAGCCGCGAUACAGCAUCAUUCACGAUUGGGACGUCUUCAAAGUGGUGGACUCAUGGCUUACGGCUUCAUUGAAGCCACAAUCCAGAGCUUGUGACCAUGGCAGAUGCGACCCACGUCCAACGCCGCCAGAUAUGGGCUCGUCCUACGCAUACGAGUUCGACCUCGAUCCAGCCGAGCUGUACGCCUCUUCUACUGCCCAGUAAUGGAAUCAUACAUCUGAACCGUACCUACCAAGUCACAUUAACCGAAAAUGUCGUCUUUCAACCGAUAUGCACAGGAGACUCGUCGGCAAAUGAGCUGGGUAAUCCGACUGCUGUGAUCGACCUUCGGGAUCCUUUCUACUCGUCUACUUCUCCUCAGCUAUACGCGAUCGGAUGCGCGACCGUUGUUAGCUACCUUCUCGUCAUCAUUCUUUUCAUUACGCCGCGGACCUUCUUUGUCGGAGGGCCUGGAGGUGGUGCCAACUUCUUGGGCCGCCAUGGAAUGACAUACAGCUCAGGUUCCUCUGUUAUCGGUAUCGGCGGUCGCCCGUGGUUGCAGAAAGUGGCAGCAUUGACCGUCGCCAUCUCGUUGACUAUCGCAACAGCGGAUUCCUUCGCGGUCGCCGAACAGCAGUACGACUACGGUUAUAUGGAUGCGCAGAGUCUGACAGAUGAAGUCAUCGAUGGGUUGGAGAUCCGCAUUGUCCGGGUCAUCUCGAGUACCUUUCUCUGGCUGGCCCAGGUCCAGACUCUGAUCCGACUGUUUCCGCGACACAAAGAGAAGGUUAUAAUCAAAUGGGCCGGAUUUGCGUUGAUUGUGCUGGAUACGAUAUUCAGUAUCCUGAACAACUUUGUCGACAAGGGCGGCACCACGCGGCCGAGACUGUUUGACGACGCGAUUCCUGCUCUCACCUAUUUAUUCGAACUUGCGCUGAAUCUGCUCUAUGCGGCGUGGGUCAUCUUUUAUUCUAUAACAAAACAUCGAUUCGCAUUUUUUCAUCCGAAGAUGCGAAACAUAUGCCUGGUGGCAUUACUAUCAUUAUGUGCGGUUUUCAUCCCUGUUGUUUUCUUUGUUCUCGACAUCUCGAAGCCGGACGUGGCCGGUUGGGGUGAGUAUAUGCGCUGGGUCGGAGCAGCAGCAGCAAGCGUGGUCGUUUGGGAGUGGGUGGAAAGGAUAGAAGCAUUGGAACGAGAUGAACGGAAGGACGGAAUCCUGGGGCGGGAGAUCUUUGAUGGAGAUGAGAUGCUCGAGGUGACACCUUCUGAGGAGGUCGAUUGGCCUCGCAAAUCGGAACCUGGGCCACACGAUGGCAGGGCGACUGGAGCAUCGUCUGGUUGGGGUGUUGUAAGAGGUCCGCGCCAUCGUCCACUGCGGACUCGCGUUCGUCUUCCGCGCGGUCAGCGUGGCCAUGUCGACGAUCCUAACCAGCAGAAUCCCGCUUCUGUGGGAGUCGGACGUGCUGGAGGCACUCAUCCUAGCCCGCCCCCAGCAGUUCUGACGCCGGUCAGUCGCGCUGACACCACGAGUGCUGCGAGUACGGUGUAUUAUGUCCGAUAUCAUCCUGUUUCCAGUCCGUCGCCAGUUGCUACCAAUGCCGCAGCGGCUCCUGGAGAAGAGGAUGGACCCAGGAUGGAAACGAUUGUGGAGGCUCAACAGCAAGGCCCUUACAUGAGCCAGCCUGCACGCAAUAGUUCGACUGCUCGACCGACAACUACUCUUCCGCCGUCAGAUCCACGAUGGUACUCCUUGUUCAACAAUUUCAAGAGACGCCGUGCCUCUCCUCCGACGGAAGUUGUUACGGCCCAAGCGGAGGAGCAAGGCGGUGUUGGUAGCAACGGUGUCCAGAACCCGGAGCAGUCAGGAGGAAGGAAUGGCAGACGGGGUCUGAUACCUCGCGUUGAUAAUCUCUUCUAUCGGCUUAGAGACAGGAGUGGGCUGGACGGCCCUGGCCUUGACAACCGGCUGCCGGUCACUGUCAUUCCCCCACGAGAUCGAGGUCAACAGACGUGGUCUCCGAAAGGCUUUGACGACUCCAGCGUCCAUGCGGAGUCCGAUGAUUCCGACAGUGACCAACCAUCAGGUCGUCGUAACCUGCCUGUAAUGGUCAUUCCGUCGCGAACUCGAACUCACUCUGCUGCCCCUUGGCCUCGAGCUGCAACCGGAGAGACUGGCUAUGCUGACCAGGAGCUCCGUUACGACCCGGAGACAGCGGCAUUGGUUGGUGUCGAACCUGACCAUGUCCGCCGCGAUCCAGAUUCGCAAGGAGAUGCGAUCUCUCGCACGACCUCUGAGCAUGACACGACGUUUGGAUCCGACGAACGGACUGUUGUCGCAGGUACCGGCAGCCGCAGUGAGUCACGCGCCUCAGGAAGCACGACAUCUUCGGAUACAUCCUAUUUUGUGCAGGGUCCAACAGAGCACGCUGCGCAACGACCUAUUGAGGCGUCCGCUGAUAAUAGCUCGGCGGCGAUCUCGACGCAGGCGCCACCGCUGCAUGAUCCUGCUGCUAGACAGCAGGAUACGGACCUAGAGGCUGGGCUGGGCCCUAGCCCUGGACGUCUGGCAUGAAAUGUUAUAUGGCUUCGUCAUCUCUCUCUUCUUCGCGACAUUCAACCACUAUAUUCCCUAUUUAGCAAGGAGUCCCGGUGGUAUUUUCUUUUUCUUUCUUUUCUUUCUUUCUUUAUAUAUUCUAUUUUAUUAUAUUUGAUUUUGCUUUUUGGGAUGUAGAUAACCAUUCAGGCUUCUAAAAACAUGGGAUGGCAGCUGGUGGGAUGGAGGCAUGUAUCUAUACAUACACAGGCGUAUAUGGCAAGGCCGGCGGAGGCAGAAAUGGGCGGGAUUUAUACCCUGCAUAGAUCAAUUCACAACUUCAGUG